Messenger RNA from Hippocampus zosterae (dwarf seahorse), 2456 nucleotides. Its product is annotated as V-type proton ATPase subunit C 1-A. Lineage: Eukaryota; Metazoa; Chordata; Actinopteri; Syngnathiformes; Syngnathidae. The record is from RefSeq and is a predicted model, not a curated record. Bases 251 to 1399 code for a protein of 382 amino acids. Gene Ontology annotation, cellular component: lysosomal membrane; vacuolar proton-transporting V-type ATPase, V1 domain. The transcript has 13 exons. Gene Ontology annotation, molecular function: proton-transporting ATPase activity, rotational mechanism. Gene Ontology annotation, biological process: proton transmembrane transport.
GCAUGCGUCCGCGCACACCCUCAUCGUCUCUGCUAAUCAGCUGACCGGAGAUGCUAGCUAGGCUGAAUUGAAGGACCUCUGGGUCGCCACGACGCUAUUAUUAGCAGUAAUAUUUAUUAGUAUUUAGUGAUAUGAAUGGGAAUCUGCGACUGUCUGACUGAAACCCACCGAGUCAAGCGAACGGUGAAGACUGUGUUUCGUGCUCCUCCUGCAUUAGUUGAACUCUCCUGGAAGCCCAACAGCAGCCGCCAUGGCGGAAUUCUGGCUGAUCUCUGCGCCAGGUGAGAAGACGUGUCAGCAGACAUGGGACAAGCUGAUGGUGGCCACCACGCGCACCAACAACCUCUCCACCAACACCAAGUUCAACAUUCCCGACCUCAAGGUGGGCACGCUGGACGUCCUGGUGGGUCUGUCCGACGAACUGGCCAAGCUGGAUACAUUUGUGGAAAGUGUGGUGAAGAAGGUGGCUCAGUACAUGGCCGACGUUCUGGAGGACAGCAGGGACAAAGUUCAGGAGAACCUGCUGGCCAACGGACUGGACCUGGUCACGUACAUCACCAGAUUCCAGUGGGACAUGGCCAAGUAUCCCAUCAAACAGUCGCUGAAGAACAUCUCCGAGAUCGUCUCCAAGCAAGCGACGCAGAUUGACAACGACCUGAAGGCCCGAGCAUUGGCCUAUAACAACCUGAAGGGGAACCUGCAGAACCUAGAGCGGAAGAACGCGGGGAGCCUGCUAACCAGGAGUCUGGCUGACAUUGUGAAGAAAGAUGACUUUGUGCUAGACUCGGAGUACCUGGUCACCAUGCUGGUGGUUGUUCCCAAGACGAGCUUUGUAGACUGGCAGAAGACGUAUGAAACCCUGGCGGAGAUGGUGGUGCCGCGUUCCACUAAGUUGCUGUUUGAGGACAACGACAGUGGCCUGUUCAGCGUCACGCUCUUCCGGAAGGCCGUGGAUGACUUCAAGCACAAGGCCAGGGAAAACAAGUUCUCGGUGCGCGACUUUCAGUACAACGAGGAAGAGAUGAAGGCCGACAAGGAGGAGAUGACGCGCUUGUCCACCGACAAAAAGAAGCAGUUUGGUCCUCUGGUGCGGUGGCUCAAAGUCAACUUCAGUGAAGCCUUCAUCGCGUGGAUCCACAUCAAAGCGCUGCGUGUCUUUGUGGAGUCGGUCCUGAGGUAUGGGCUUCCGGUGAACUUCCAGGCCAUGCUGCUGCAGCCCAACAAGAAGAACAUGAAGAAGUUGCGGGAGGUUCUGUACGACCUGUACAAGCACCUGGACAGCAGCGCCGCCAUCAUCGACGCCUCCAUGGACAUCCCCGGUUUGAACCUGAGCCAGCAGGAGUACUACCCGUAUGUUUACUACAAGAUCGACUGCAACCUGCUCGACUUCAAAGUUUAGACGCGCCGUUGUCAUCGCAACGGUUUUACAUUCCCCCCCGUCUUAAUCUCAAUUUUUGUUCCCGUUCCAUUCCGCUUUCAAAAGUCAAGGAUUAAUUCAAAGUGAUGGGAUGGCUGGACAUGCCCACCUGCUAUCCAAAGGCAUUGAUAAUCCUUCAUUUAUAUUGUCACAAGUGUCGUCCAACUGGUACACAAAUGGAGAUGUAUAUGAUAAAUAUAUUAUUUAUUUUAUGUCUCUAAACAGUCAGUGAAGAUUUUAUUUGACAGUGAUGUGAGUUCUUAACAGGUUUGUUUCAAGUUAGAUGUUGACCAUCUCCCACUAUUUGCUGACUGUGCGCUCCUGUUAAUUCUAUAUUGAUCCUUUGCCUGCUACUGUAGUGCUGCCCCGAUGUAAACAUAUUUAAAAAGAAAGCAAAUAAUAAAUGUGAAAACAAUGAUUGUCAUGAAAGGCAAACUGACUGCUCAAUUAAAAAAAAAAAAAACAUUUGCAAGAUGAAAAUCAACAAUAAUGCAAGCAAACACAAAUACUGCACUACCAAAGAAGCACAUGAAUGGGUAAGUUUUUAUUGGAGUCAAUAAGCAAUUCGUUGGAAUCUGUAGUUUAAUCUUAUGAAUUAAUUAUUUUGUAUCUAUAUAUAUCGCCUGUAUAAGUGUACUGUGUUUACUAAAUCUGGCCAUAGGAUCUUGAAGGAUGUACUUAAUCAUUUGACCUAAGCAUUGUCAAGGUGUACCUAAUAAAAUGGCCUUAGCAUGAACUUUUUAGGGGCUGUUGCUAAUACAUACCUGUCAACCUGUAUACCAAAAAAAUCCUUAUAAAGAAAAAAAAAUCCUUAUAACAUACCAAAGCAUUUUAUGUCAAAAUAACGGCACAGAAAAAAAAACCCACGAAAUUUUCAAUUAUAUUUAUUGUAGAUCUCCAUAAUACAAUGUCUGGUUAAUGUCUAAUCAUUCUACUUAGUGGCAUUACUGUGUUCAGAGUUGUAUUCCGGAAAUGAAAGCAUUCGAGUAGACGAGCACCGUUCUGGGCAAAAGCAAACGGAACUACCUGUGAGGGGGGG